Messenger RNA from Hydra vulgaris (swiftwater hydra), 1619 nucleotides. RefSeq lists its product as uncharacterized. Lineage: Eukaryota; Metazoa; Cnidaria; Hydrozoa; Anthoathecata; Hydridae. The record is from RefSeq and is a predicted model, not a curated record.
ACGUUUAGCGGGCUAAAAGUCCGCAUAAUCUAAUAACAAUAAUAGUAACAAUAUUCAUCUCAACGAGGUGAGUAAACCCGGAUAAUCGAGCAGCCCGAUCCAUAUAAAUAACGCCUUAAUCUUUUGGUUGAUGUGUUUGUUGCUUUUUUUUCUUAAAUUUAAAUUUUCAUUCAAAUUAUCCUAUCGUUGAUAUACUAUGCUAGCUCAUUGGCACGAACAGAAUUAUGUGGGUUAUUAUCAGCAAAUACACCAAUUAAAGAUUAUUUCAAUACGAGGCAUAUACUUGUGUAAUUACAACCUCGUAACUAUUUUUUUAGUUUAUUUAUUACUAAGUUAAAGUAUUACUGCUUUUUUAACAUGAUCACACGAAUGAGAAAAAAUGGAAGGACAGAAUCCAAACUUGGAGUAAUUGAUCACGCAAAAAAAGCAAUCGAAACUUGCAAAAUCAUGGGAGUGUUUAUAAGUGAUCAAUCGGUUGUAGAUAAUCGAAGACGUAAGCAAGGUGUUGUAGAGGAUCAUCCUUUGUUUAAUAUAGACACUGAGCAGCAAUGUAAACUAAAGAGACUCAGCUGGCUUAAAAGAUGCAACAAAGAAUCAAAAGGUGAAUCCAAUUUCCAAACGAGAGAGUUAAGUGCAACAGAAUCGACUAACUUGCUGCAAAGAAACUCUGAAAACCUGGAUGAGCAAGUAAAUGAAAAGAAAAUAACUUCCAGCAAAACUAUAUCAAGUCCUCUUUUGCCUCGCUUUUUCAAAACUUUUAUAAAAGAACUUGAGGCAUCGGAAGAGUAUAAUACAUUGAAUAAAGACCCUUCAAUAAAGGUUAAAAAUAGUUUAUUAAGCAACCAAAUAACAGACCAAAGUAGUUCUGCACCCUUAACGAAUGUUGGAUUAGAAUUUAACAAAGACAAUGAUACUGAAUUAUUUCAAUAUCCGCAACUAAAAAGUAACAGUGAUAUGAAUACUGCAAACUUAAAAGUUCCAAUAAAAUUUGCUUAUAAAAGAUGUUUAAUAAAUAAUAGCGAAACUCCUAAAAUAAAGUCUACACUAUCACCAGAUUUAUCAUUACGUAUAAUUAUACGAAAAAGCUAUACAAACAGCCCUAAGUUACCAAACGAAAGACAAUCCGUUCCAUUAAACUUUAUACCUGGAGUUAAAAACGCUGAAAAUUUAAAAAAAAUUAGAAAGACAAAAUUACUCCGUAAUUCCUUAAACUUUUUCGAACAAGCGACGUUUUGCUUUCAAGGUAUAAGUUUUCAAAUUAAUAAAGAUGAGUCAAAAACAUUUAAAGCGCUGGCACAUGCUGCUUGCAUGGGAUUAGCUAUCCCAGCACCUUCGACUCAUGCUUGUAACCAAUGAUUCAUUUGUAAACCUUAUAGUUUAAUCUCAGUUGGUGAUUAGUAAUUUAUUAUAAAAAGUUUAAAUUAUAUCUACAGCUGAAAAUUAAAAAGUACAUGAACUAAAAAUAUUAUAUAAUUUUUAUUUAACGUUUUAUUUACGUGGUUAAAAAUUUAACUUUAAAAAGUAUUUAAAGAGCGGGAAGAAAAAGAAUGUUGGCUAAUUUUUAUUAUUAUAUACUUUAACAUUAUUAUUAUAUUGCUUUUUGUUAUAAAUUGACAUAG